AGUGAUGUAAGGGAUGUGUACGCAGCGUUAUCAUUUAUUCAACUAUUCAACUUGCUAAUCUGUUUAUCAUGCGAAGACGCAGAAUUGAAGCAAAAAAUGAUGGUAAUUGACUAAGUUUGAUUAUUUUCAUCACCUUCUAGUCGGAUAGCAACUGCUCGUAAUAUUUAUUUGGCCCUAAGUAAUUGAAGUAUUUCAACAUGGGUGAAGAUAGCGACAUGCAUGACGAGGACUUGGAAUGUUUACCUGAUAUAUUUGGAAACAUAAAUGGUUCUGAAGAGAAUGCAGUUUUCGACGUUUCACCGAAGGAUAUUGUUUGGGCCGAAUUCAGAAAUUUGUACUGGCCUGCUCUUGUAAGGCAGGUUUUUAAGAAAGACAAAAAGGUAUCAAUUUGGUACCUUGAUUCGCCAAGAAAAUGCUUCAAGUUACCUAUGAAACGAAUUAGAAAUUUUAAGUGCCCCGACAUUAGUGCCAAAAUAAGAAAAGAAGCAGAAUGCAGCAACGUGAAGCAGAAGCAUGAGAGCACCGUCUUUAGGACUUUGGAUUACAUGAGACGAAAAGCAAAUGGUGAGCAAAUUGAUCCUGCAAAAUUUUUCGACAUUAAUUGCCCCUAUCUCGUACUUCAUCACUAUCCUUUAGUCAAUGAGGUGAGUGACUUGUCCAGUUCUGUGGAGGAGCAGGGGGACACAUUUGAUGAAAACGAACCAGAGGAGGACCUGGAGGACUUUUUUCUUAAAAAAUCAGAAGACAGUGAUAAUUUCAAUGAAUCACCAAAUGAAGAAACUGCGGCAAUUGUUUCUUGUGUCUUGUCAGGAAAGAUCGACAAGCACUUACUGAGAGUGCGAUCUAAAAAAGUCAGCAGUCGGUGGCAAAAAGUGUACGAUGAAACAGUCGAUACCAAAGCACUGAUGUUUACUGUGAGUUAUGCUCCCGUACAAAGCUUCACAGCUUUGAAAGACAUGUCAACCCACUUGAUGAAACUAUUUGAAAGGGACGUAGGCGGCUAUAAGGAUGAAAUGGUCACUUAUGUCACCUCCGUAUGGCUGCCAGAAGCAAUAGAAAGAGCGCAGUCAUUAUUAAGUGAUGAUUCUGUUGAAAAUGAUGAAAAAAUUGAUUCAACACCCCCUGAUAAAAUUCCCAAUGCAUCAAAAUCAACCAAAAAACCUAGCAAGAGUAGACCGUAUAAAGAUAGAAAAUACCUUCAACCUAAGCAAGCUAAACGCAAACUUAAAUUUGAAAAAAAUCGUGUUUUCGAAGGCAAUGACACGAAGGAGGGAGAUCAGUCAUUUAGUGGUUAUAAUACGUCCGAAAUUUUAGAUGCUCAUGAUGAACAAAGUAUUAAAAUUAAAAUUUCUAAGAAAAAGAAGGGUGUGGUAGAAACGAAUCCUUCUGCUCCAAGUGUCGAUGAAGGGAAGGAUAGUCGAAGCCGACGAAAUCGGGCAAGAGUUUGUUAUAAAGAGUAAAUACGGUUAAGAAAUAUUGCUAAUAGUGAGACUUAUUGAGUGAUUGAGAGAGAAUUUAAAUCUUGUUAAGUUGUUUGUGAAAUUGUUCAUGUGUUAAAAGUGUUUUAAAACUAAAAUUAUGAAGAAUUAAUUUUUUUUAUGAAGAAACAUGUUUUCAAAGAACAAUUCUGAGAAGUAUUUUUGAUGAAUAACUUUUACUAUUGGCUUCAAUAUAAUGUAAGUUAUUAUGGCAUUCCAAACUAUGACUAAUAGCUUCGAGCUUUUUAAAUAGUUUUAAUGUUGUUGGUGCUCAAUUUGUCUGCCUCAUGAUCACAGUCAUAUUUCAUGUUAGCUCGAGCUGUAUAUUAGCAGUAGUGAUGAUGACAAGAAUGUGAUACAAUUGUUUUAAAAAAAGGACAUGUCUAUUUUUUUAAAAACUUAUGAGCACGAAAUGACUUUACAAAAUUCAUUUCUACUGUUGGAUGCUAAGAAGAGCCCUCUUGCUUUGCUUGCCCAGACAUGCAGUAAUAUUGGUGCUGAUAAUCCAAAUCACAAGCCAAUUAUUUCUGGACUUGAAAAAUCAAAAGAUAAUGAUUCAAAAAAGGACAAAUCUCCUGUUGUUAUCAGUGAUGAACUCAGUAAUAGCAAACCUUCUUUUAAGCCAUAUGAAUCUGUGAUAAAGAAAGAGGAUAUUUCUUCUGAAAUUAAUGGCAAAAAAACACCAAAUUCUAAAAGAAAUUCACCAUCUGUUGUUAAUCAAAACUCUCCUGCAAUCAGCACUGGUUCCUGUGGUAAAAGCUCUCCAACAACAUCUGACAAUGGAAGGAAUAGUGCACAUAACGUAAACAAAUCUGAUAUUGGUGUGUCUAGAUCUCUCACAUCACCUUGCACAUCUAGUGUAACAUCUACCACUCUGUGCUCCAGUCAAAACACGCUUAGUGGACUUGGUUAUGGAUCUUCAUCUGGUCUAAGUUUAGAUUUAGCAAGAAGUGAUCCCAUCAAAGAAGGUUUGUCUCACUUAGGCCUAAAUGCUUAUAAAGCUUUAAAUGGCUUAAAUCCAUUAUCUAAUUGCACUGGAUGUCCAAUGCCUGGGCAUCCAAUGGAUGCUUACCAAAGCAGUGCUCAAAGUAAUUUACUCAAAGCUGGUACUUAUCCUUUAGGAGCAUCAGCAUUAUCUCCAUAUGUUGGUUAUGCUCGAGUUAAAACUGCAACUGGUGGUACUACUUUAGUGCCUGUUUGUAGAGAUGCCAACUGCACAAACUGUCAAUUCAGUAUGUAUAGUGCUCAACGAGGCCCUUGCCCAAGUGGUUGUACUCAGUGUACUCAUGAUCGAUUAGGUACCUCACUAUCUGGUUUAAGUCACGGACUUGUUCCUGGUUUGACUGGUUCUGCUGCGGCUAUGGCUGCUGUUGCUGCAGCUGGUGGUAUGCCUGGUUUAUCAUAUCCUCAUUCUAUGAUGGCAAGACCUAAUGUCUGCAGUUGGGUUGUUGGAGACAAUCUGUGUGGUAAAAUAUUUAAUUCAGCUGAAGAACUGCUACAGCAUGCUAAGACUCAUACUAGCCUAUCAGACUCUGUUUUGCCACUCAUAUCACCAGCAUUCUCUUCGGCAAGUCUCAGUGCGGCGUGUCAUAUGCACUACAGUUCUGCAGCAUCUUUGACAUCUCCAGCUGGACUCAGACGGACAUAUCCUACUAGCUUGAGUCCUGUUAGCUCCUUGUCUGCAGCUAGCCGGUACCAUCCUUAUAAACCACCUUUUUCAGGACUUCCUGGUGCUCCUUUACCACCACUUGGACAUCCGAGUUUAGGCAUGUAUUAUCCAUAUGGUUUGUAUGGACAAAGGUUAGGUCCUCCUGUGCAUCCAUAAUCCUUAUGUUAUGUGUUCGUCUCUGCAGGUUUUGUGACAUACUGUUGAAAUAUGUUGUUUUUCGUUGACUGUUAGAAGUGUAAAAUUCCUAUGAACAAACAAAAGUAAAAGCAUUAAUUCCGUAUGCGUGAAAAUAUUUAAAUUAUGUAAAAUAGCAAAUUUUAUUUCAUUUUGUUGCUAAUAUAUUCAAAAUUUCACUGUAAUACGAUAAUAGUAUUUGUUUCCUUAAUUUUAAUUCUCUGUUAAUGUACUGUUGUAUGAACUUCAUCAAAUUCAGUUUUACAUUUAGUUGCACCUAAAAAUGAAACAACUUUUUUCCCUUUCACUCAGUUAUACUGAUAUAGAUAUUUUGUUAAUUUACUUCAUUUUUUCCUUUAAGGGAGUAAGGUAUGUUCCAAUAAUACUUAAUGUGUAAGCACACAUGCACAUCAGGCUGUAUUCAACAAAUUUUAUGAAUGAUUAGUGCAUGUUUUAUUUAAAUAUAUACAGAGGCCUGAUUUUAAAACCUUGUUAUACAUUUCAUUCUUCAUUGUAUAAAAUCACAUUUAUUCAGCAGCAACAAAACUCAUUCUUGAAAUGAGAAUUUUAUUGUGUGUGAUCUCUGAUCAUUAUUUUAACACUGUUAUUUAAUAUAAUGUUUGCUGCUGUUUACUGCACAGGAAUUUAAGUGAUUAACUUAUUCUCUGAAACUUAAUUUUGUUUAAAAAAUAAUAUGCAGUGAAAAUUCUCUAUCUGGAUGCUAUUAGUUGAAUCUUCUGAUGCCCAGAUCUAUUGCGAGAUGGUUUGAAACAAAAUUUCUUAACGUUUUGUUAGGCAUGUGAAUAGUUCAUUUCAGAAGCCCAUUAGUUCUUUUUACUAUUUUUUAGCGUUUUGGAAUUUUUUAGCAGAUGAAGUUGUCAACAAUUAAAACUGUACAUCUGCUGAUGGAUUUCUGAAAUGAACAGUUUAUCCUCAGUGAAUACAUAUUUGGUAAAUUGUGUUUUAAAGUAAAAUUUUUAAAAUUUUAUCUUGUCACAUUUAGCUGUAGUGGCUAAAUAUUGUUUCAUUUAACAAAAUAUAUCACACACCAAGAACAACACUGCCACAUCUGCAAAAACUACUUUUCCAGAAAAAUCAAUUUGAAUGUAAUCCGCCUUAGCUUAAAUUCUUAUAGUAACACACUGACGCAUCUCAAAAAAAAAAAAAAAAAAUUGAAAGUUAACUUGAAGUCUGAAAUUUUGAAUUCAAAUUAUGUUUUUUCGCAAUCGCGAGUUUUGGCAGGAUCCUGCUCAUUGGGGGCUAUUGUUUCUAGAAACGUCUCCUGUUCCCCCAAGCCUGCCCCUCCUCCUGGGCGGUUACGUGUGCAUAGUUGUGUGUGUGGAUGUGCAUGCAUGUGUAGGCUUGUGUGUGUGCAUAGACCUGUAUGUAUGCACAUAGGCGUGUGUGUAUGUGUGUAAAAGCUUGUGUAUGAGCGUGUGUGUAGGACAUGGAUGCCAUCGACCAGGAGAAACUGAUUCCAGGAGGCAGUUCUCGGAGCAGCGCGUGCAGAGGAUGGUGGGCGGUGGUGCCGUAGAGCCCCUGGUCUAAGCUGAAAAAGGCACGGACAUCAAAAACUGUCAAAUGAUAACAAUAAGCAAUUGUGAUUGCUCAAAAAAAAAAGUUUAAUUUAUUUUUCAUUUGUUGCUGUCUUGCAUUUUAAUAGAACUAAUAAAAAUGCACCAGGAUAUGUAUCUAACUCAAAAUUGACAAUUUUUGAUUUGUGAUGGUCAGUCUUGCAUAAUAUAGACGAACGCAGUAACGGCGUUCGCAGAAAAGUUUUGG
This is a messenger RNA of Uloborus diversus, 5103 nucleotides long. Its product is annotated as zinc finger protein Noc-like. The transcript has 2 exons. Gene Ontology annotation, cellular component: nucleus. Lineage: Eukaryota; Metazoa; Arthropoda; Arachnida; Araneae; Uloboridae. Bases 1858 to 3303 code for a protein of 481 amino acids. Gene Ontology annotation, biological process: negative regulation of DNA-templated transcription. The record is from RefSeq and is a predicted model, not a curated record.